AGAAGUAGAGGAAGAAGAAAAUCAGAAAUGAAAAAGAAGAAAAACUGACCGAUAAUUAUGUGAAAUUAUAUUAAUAAAUUCAAAAGACCUGCUGAUUACAGACUUAUAACAGGUCUGCUAAUGUCUUACUGGGUCUGCUGCAACUCCUGCUUUCUCCCUCCAAGUUCUGAGUGUAAGCUAGCAGUGAGCUCCUGUGGCCAUGUCAUCUGUAGUGUCUGCUAUCAGAAAGGAAGCCAUGGUAGGUGUUUGAUAUGCGGCGCCCAGUGCCAGGUAUCCCCCCUCUCAGACAAAAGCAGCUCGGAUGUGAAGGCCUUGUUCUCUGACAUUGGUUCUGUGGCAACCAGACAUCUGACAGAGAUUGGGAAAGUUCUAACAUUUCAAGCACGACACCAGAAGAGGUUACUGAAUUACUACAAACAAAAGAGUCAGAAACUAGAAGAGUCGUUGGUAAAAAUGAAGCAAGAAAUGCAGCAGAUGGCAAAAAUGCUGAAUGAACAGAGAGCAUACAGCGCGAAGCUGGAGAGCGCCCUUCAGCACCGCAGCUUAAAACCAUCGUCUGUGUCUCCAGUUCCCAGCAGUCCUCAGACCUCACAUGGAAAUAAACAAGUCCUUCAGAUUCCAUAUAACUCUGGUGUGUUCCUCCCACGACAUGCUUCGACCACAAACAUCAGUGAAAGCAUGGAGGUGGAUGAAAGGAGUCUGUUCAGGAAACCGAACUCUGCGCCCAGGCUGUCAGUCAUGAAGCCUCCUCAAGACGGAAGAAUGGGUAACACCUCUCACAGAUCCUUCAACCCACUGACCGCCCACUCUACCCACUCAGCCACUGUCAGCCGCCUCCCUGACACACCUUCAACUCCCCAGUCGUACAGUCAGAGUUCAGUGUGGAGUUCCCCCGUCUUCAAACCUCCAGCCUCCUUCAGACGCUCUGUGUCCUCGCUGGGGUUCCCUCCUCCUUAGACAACAACCACUCCCUGUUUUGGUUCUCCUUUUGAUGUAUAAUAUAAUUUUAAUAUUAAUUGGACUUAUAUGUAUAUGUUACAGAUGAAACACUGAUCGCUCUUU
This is a messenger RNA of Cyprinodon variegatus (sheepshead minnow), 1062 nucleotides long. RefSeq names its product ring finger protein 212 (gene rnf212). The coding region runs from base 121 to 957 and encodes 278 amino acids. NCBI's taxonomy places the organism in Eukaryota, Metazoa, Chordata, Actinopteri, Cyprinodontiformes, Cyprinodontidae. The record is from RefSeq and is a predicted model, not a curated record. The transcript has 13 exons. Gene Ontology annotation, biological process: reciprocal meiotic recombination; protein sumoylation; homologous chromosome pairing at meiosis. Gene Ontology annotation, cellular component: synaptonemal complex. Gene Ontology annotation, molecular function: SUMO transferase activity.